Molecule: messenger RNA, 1938 nt
Organism: Atta colombica
Lineage: Eukaryota; Metazoa; Arthropoda; Insecta; Hymenoptera; Formicidae
Product: perilipin-2-like
Exons: 3
Coding region: 228-815 (195 amino acids)
Biological process (GO): lipid storage; positive regulation of triglyceride storage
Cellular component (GO): lipid droplet; cytosol
Source: RefSeq, a predicted model, not a curated record
GACGCGGUCGAUGAAAAGCAUCGAGAAGCGCAUGAAGGGACUGCGUCUCCGAUCGACGCGACGUGGAGUACCCGGGAUAACGAGGAGACGGGUUGCCUCGUGUAUCGCCGGUCUGCUAACCAGCUAAAUUUAGAAGUCGUGGACGACGCGCAGACCUCGACCUUUCUCGGCCGUGUCGUCCUUCGUCAUCGCGGGCCGCGUCGAAUUCAAGGUGUCCGGCCGGAGCGAUGGCGGAUUCCGAGACGUCGCAGGCCGAGAUCAGCGAGAGACCCUCGGCUAUCGUGCGCAUCGCAUAUCAUCAAUUGAACGUCAUGUGCGGCAUACACGAUCCCACCAUACCGAGCAUCGCACCCGCGAAUUCCGGCGACGCGGACGUUCGUGGCAUGAUGUGCACACGUCGUCUGCUGGGUUUGCCGGUGUUCGCCACGGUGACUUCGACGUUCUGCGGCGCGUACAAAGCCGUGCGAGGUUCCCACGAGUCGGUCGCUACGAUACUAGGCCACGCAGAGAACGGGAUGCGCGCGGGCUUGAAGUUCGCCAGCCCCGUCACCAGCAGCAUCGCCAGUCUUCUGGAAAUGCCACUCAAGAUCGUCGACAACGCGGUGUGCGUCGGACUGGACUUCGUGGAGGAGACGGUACCUUCCGUGAAGCUACCACCCGGCGAAAUCUACGGGAACAUGAAGAACAGCGUCAGGAGUAUAUUCACGUCAGCAUUAGAAACUCUCAAGCUUCUGUUUGGCGAACCGAAGGAUCGAAUAGAGGACUUGUCGAUUACAAACGAGACCGCACAGGGAAUCCGAAAAGUGUCUAGCUGAAGACAUGAUGAGACGUGAUUCGCACUCAGGCUUUCGUGGCGUGCAUUGUGAUGUUUCAAGCCAUGAUUUCGCACUCCGUGUUUAUUCAUACCAAAACAAAUCUAUUUUAGACAAUUUGUUUUUUCAUUACAGUUUGUAACUCAUGUAAGAAUUCAGGACGAAAUUUUAUCUCGUAGAAUUCUGUCCUGAAAUUAGGCGCGAAUUAGAAGUCGUCUAAAACGGAUUUCAGCUAUAAAACAUUCGCCGCGUUCAGAAGAAGUUAGUGCUUAGUAAUUAACAUUUGACGCAGAUUAAAUUAUUCUUUUACAUUUAGAAAAAUAAUCCUAUCUUAAUGAAGAAAAUUUUCAACAAUUGCAAAAUAAAUGCAUAAUUCUGCUGAACGCGGUCAUUGCAAUAUAAAAAUAUAAUUAAUUGAACAACACAUAAUAACACAAUCGUCUCGAUGAUAAGUGACAGGCGUGAUAAAAUGUCGUAAAAUAAAUGGUUGCGUAUAGCAGAGAAAACUAAUUAGUGAGCACAAUAAUUCUUUAAUGAUUGAUUUUUGCCUUUAAUUUCUCUACUGCAUUUGAGACCGGUAUUCAUAAUCAGUUCUUCUAUUUAUAUACAAGACUAUCUAAAGUCCAGUAUCAAGAUGUGAAUCACCAAUUACAGAGCCGUAUUAAUAUUAGCAUAAAAUAUUACUUAAGAUGGUUUUGAAAUAAGAACAGAUGAAUAACUAAAUGGAUGAACAGAAUAAUCUAAAUGUAUAAACUAAUCUUUAAAGAAUCUUACAGCAAUUGUAAAAUUGCUUUUUCUGCUGAACGCAGCCAAUGACAAAUAAAUGAGUCGUCCAGUUAGCGUUUGAAUGCGAGAUAUCUUUGUUAUCUUUGUAACAAUAGUUAUUUUAUGUUGUUAUUCAAAUAAAUUUCGUUUUCGUUUUUAUAUCUCCCUUAGAUAGGCACAAUUUAUGUUGUAAAGUACAGCAUCGUGCUGUUUAACGUCGAUCACGUAUACUCAUUCUACUCACAAUACUCAUUCUCAGACAAUCCAUAAUUCGUAGCAGAAUUCAGAUUAGAAACUGAGUGAGCUUAAACUCAAAUUUAAAUUCAAAAAACAUAUGUACGUAUCAAACAAUCGAUAUAUC